CGCUGUCCGCGGUGCUGAAGCCUGUUGGAGGUGCUGAGAAAUCUAGUGGCGAGCAAGCAAUCGUCUCCCAGCAAGCAGUGAAAUGUAAGCUUCUCCUCACCACAGCUGAUUGCAAUUACACCAACAAACAACUGCCGGCCUCUCUCAAAGGAGCCACAACACGCUCUUUCUUCCUCUUCCAUUUUAUUUGGGUAAUUGCUUUUUUAUUUUUUCCUCCCCUCCGCUGUUUAGCCAGCACUUCCAACACCCGGUGCUCCUUCCAAUGCAGCUCGUUUCCACACCGUGAGCACUCAGUGUUUCAGCUUCCAAAGUAUUGAGCACGAGAAAAAAAUAAAAGAGAUCCCACACACGCUGCCAGAGAAGGUAGAAGAAGAGAAGAGGCUGUUUUUAUUUAAAGGGACUGACUGGAGUAAUAAGGAGAUUAUCCUAAGAACAUGUAUGCAGCGUGCUUGCUGUUCUCUGCUGUGGUGCAUAUCCAUUGUCAAGGACAAUGGGCGGGAUCUUAUGAUGCUGAAGCUGGGAGGAGCAGCUUGAUUACCGCAGUAAUAAAUGGAAUUGACAACAAGGUAACUGGAAGCUGGAAUACAAAACGAGGCCCGACUUCCACUACAGUUGUUGGAGAUCUAGAAGGAGAGGUACCUUUUAUUACAACAGCACCUACUAUGACAUUGUUGAACCACCACCCUCUACUGGAAGGAAUUCUCCAUGAAAGUAUCAUGAAAAAGGACUUCCGGCACCUACCACCCUACUUUACUAGGACCAAACAAUCACAGGACAAUAGUGAGUUAAGUGAUAAAUUAUCAGAACGCAAAACAAGAAUUAACCUGGCUCAUCCGGACAAUGUUCCAAUGUUCCAUGCGGAUUUCUCUACACCCACAAUGCCACUUACGCCAUCCACAAUGAUAAUGGACACUACAUCUGUUGUUACUGAAAAUCAAAAAGACUUUGGUGUUGUAUUGGAAACUGUGUCAUUGGUACCAGUAGUAGAUUCUUUACCAACCUCUGAUGCUCAUUUUAUACUUCAGACUGAUAAGAGUAAGGUUGAUUAUGGUCCCCAGCAACAUAUAAGCCAUAUAGAGCUGCCAUCUGUCACUCACACUAGUUCCUCAUUUUCUGUUAAGGACAGUGUUUCAUCUGCUACUUCUGGAAUUAGUAAAAGCACUUACAGAACUCCAAAACAUGCAAGCAUUCCAGACAGAAAGGCGAUUUCUUCCAGCAUAUCUCCAGUCACCGCAUUUGAAGAGGAAGAGGAAACCACUACAAGUACCAUUAUUACUACAACUGUGACCACAACUGUGCCAGCACCAGAACCCUGUAGUAAAAAUUUUACUGCUACUGAGGGUGCUCUUCUGUCCCCUGUGCUCAGAAAUAAUCAGUAUAAUACUGGAUUGGACUGCAGCUACACAAUCUAUGUAUAUUCUGGAUAUGGAGUUGAAAUUAAAGUACAAAAUAUCAGUCUUUCUGAAGGCGAGACCGUGACAGUGGAGAGUCUUGAAGGGGUCGAGCCUGUAAUCCUCGCCAAUGAAUCCUUUAUGAUGAGAGGUCAGGUGAUCCGAAGCCCAACCAAUCAAGUCAUGGUGCGUUUCCAGAGUUUGCAGACAUCCAGUCUGGGCAGCUUCCGGUUUUAUUACCAUGCCUAUGUCCUGAGCUGUGGAUUCCCUCGAAGACCAGCUUAUGGUGAUAUAUCUGUCACCAGUCUGCACCCGGGAGGGGAAGCAUAUUUCUACUGCAAUACCGGCUACCAGCUGCAUGGACUUCAUGUACUCACCUGCCUCAAUGCAACCCGACCUUUCUGGAGCAGCCAAGCUCCACAGUGUAUAGCUGCCUGUGGGGGUCUCAUCAGAAACAUCACUACUGGACGUCUUGUAUCACCAAACUUCCCUGGAAACUACAGCAAUAACCUAACCUGCCACUGGGUUCUAGAGGCUCCAGCAGCACAGCGACUUCAUCUGCACUUCGAGAAGGUUUCCUUAGCUGAGGAUGAUGACAGGUUUAUUAUCCGUGAUGGAAAUACAAUAGAUUCCCCGCCUAUCUACGAUUCCUAUGAAGUAGAAUAUCUCCCAAUUGAAGGUCUUCUCAGUACUGCGCGGCACUUCUUUAUAGAGCUAACAACCGACAGUAGUGGCACCUCUACUGGUGUAGCAGUUCGUUAUCAAGCCUAUGAACAAGGUCAUUGUUACGAACCUUUUGUUAAAUAUGGUAACUUCACCAGCAGUGACGCUACCUUUGCUGUGGGAACAGUAGUGGAGUUCACUUGUGAUCCAGGCUAUACACUGGAACAAGGGUCCACCAUCAUUGAGUGUCAAGAUUUAGGAGAUCCUCAGUGGAACGAGACAGAACCAGCAUGCAGAGCUGUUUGCAGUGGAGAAAUCACAGACUCUGCAGGGGUGGUGCUUUCACCCAACUGGCCUGAAGCCUAUGGAAAAGGACAAGACUGCAUCUGGGGAAUUCAUGUAGAGGAAGAGAAAAGGAUACUUCUGGACAUUCAAGUGCUAAAUAUUGGCAAGAGUGAUAUUCUUACUUUUUAUGAUGGCGAUGACUUGACAGCCCGUGUCCUAGGUCGGUACACAGGGACACACAAUCGUUUCAAAAUCUAUACCUCAAUGGCAGAUGUUAUUGUCCAGUUUCAGACUGACCCAGGGAGCAAUGUUUUUGGCUACCAACAGGGUUUCAUUAUUAACUUUUUUGAGGUACCAAGAAACGAUACCUGUCCUGAAUUACCAGAAAUUCCUAAUGGCUGGAAAACAACAUCUCAGUCUGAGCUUGUCCAUGGCACAGUCGUGACCUACCAGUGCUAUCCAGGAUAUGAGGUUGUUGGAGCAGAGCUUCUCAUGUGUCAAUGGGACCUCACGUGGAGUGGAGAUCUGCCCUCGUGUGAAAGGGUGACGUCCUGUUCAGACCCAGGUGAUGUAACUCACAGUCGCAGGAUCCUCUCUAAUGCCAAAUUCCCGGUGGGCAGUACAGUGCGCUAUGUGUGUGACAAAGGCUACAUCCUGACAGGUAGUCCAACUCUAACCUGCUACAACCGCCAGGCUGGCGUACCCAAGUGGAGUGACCGCUCUCCUAAGUGUGUUCCUGAAAAAUAUGAGCCAUGUGUAAACCCAGGAGUACCAGACAAUGGUCACCAGGAACCAGAGAAAAGAGUGUACCAACCAGGAGAUGCUGUAAGAUUUGCGUGCAGAACGGGGUACAUGCUGAUGGGAGAGCACAGUCUAAAGUGUAUUCCGGGGCACCCCUCACAGUGGAGCAACUCUCCACCAAUCUGCAAAGCUUCGUAUAAAGAAUUUUACAGCAAUCAGGGUAUAGAAGCUGUGGAGAAAGCAGCAGCUUCCGGCAUCCCAGUAGAAGGCACACACAUACUGCUGGCGGUCUUUGUUCCUGUUAUCAUGGUGGCUCUUGUCAUCGCAGCCAUCUACCUAUAUUUCUCAAAGCUACAAGGAAAAGCUCUACUUCGCCUGCCGCUUUCUUCCUCUCCGGCGUACGAUCAAGUCACGGUGGAAUCUGCAUUUGACAAUCCAGCAUUUGAAACAGGAGACACAAGAGAAUACGAAGUGUCCAUAUAGAUGGAAUAGCAUCUUCUGUAUCAGUGGAAAAUAUCUGGAAGGACACACCAUACAGUAUUGUUAUUGUCACUUAUAAGAAGAUUCUUGACUUGUUACUUCUAUAGUGGCGGAACUGAGUAACUGACCCCAUUGUGGGCACAGACAUUUUUUUGAGAAAUGGCACAGCAUUGGCCUGUAUUGCAACUCUCAACAAACUUGACAUUUCCAGCUCUUCUAUCUUCCUGUCCAGUUCCUACCACUGUUCUUAUUGCUCUUCGCCAUUAGUUCUUCUCUCAGCUUCAGAUCUAGGUCUUUCCUUUGUCCACGAAGAAGAAAUUUGAAUGGAAUACCUGUGUAUUCUAACCCAACGUUUAGCUGCAUCUUGAAAGGUUAAAAGUUAUUGCCUAAUAGCAAAUUAGAUGUCAGGGGUUUCUGAGAAGAAGAGGGGUUAGAACAAAAAAAAAAACUGCAUGAACAAUACUCAUAGACACACAACAAAAAAAAGUAAUACAGGUAAAACCAUAGAAACAUAAACACAGAGAUACAUUAAGAACAGAUAAUAGAGAGCAGGCGUGACAGGUUCUGAGGGACUUGUACAUUGAAGUGUGCUGGUGUCUGUACAGAACCGAGUAUGACUGGGCUACUUCAGUGGCCACCAUGACACUUGUACACUUUUAAUGCGUGACAUCCCUUAGCUUGUGUGUUUAGUUACAUAUGUAUAUAUGAAUUUAUAUAUUUGUUUAUAUGAGGCUCAGUGGGGACUUUCAUAGGGACAGUUUGUUUUCACAAUGUCUGAGUGACCUCAUUAAAUCUUCCAUUGAAUUGCACAGACUGUGUGGUCACCAGGGCGGAUGGGUUAUCUGCUGUUUGUUUGCUGAAGCUCAUGUUGCCCAUUUACCUUAUGCACUAGACAUAUCUAAGGUCAGAUAGGAUUUUUUGUUACCUAUAUUGAUAUCUGCUACUCAAAGGGCCUCAAUGAAACAGGGAUAUCUCAAAGCUGAUUACUAAAGAAAAGUUACAAUUUGCAAAUAGGUUACAUCUGUUCAUUCCCAGAUUUUACAGAAAUUACAUUUGUAUUGUGUAAAAAGUGAGUUAAAAAGUAUACCUCAACAAAACCACUGUUAUAUGAAUUAUGCAGGUAUAGUUUAGGCCUUAUUAGCAUAUUACUAAUGAUAACACACACUUAAAGGGGUUGUAAAGGAAAACAUUUUUUUCAU
Messenger RNA from Rana temporaria (common frog), 4759 nucleotides. It is a transcript of the gene SEZ6, whose product is annotated as seizure related 6 homolog. The transcript is spliced from 18 exons. Gene Ontology annotation, cellular component: neuronal cell body; dendritic shaft; endoplasmic reticulum. The record is from RefSeq and is a predicted model, not a curated record. Gene Ontology annotation, biological process: regulation of dendrite development; synapse maturation. NCBI's taxonomy places the organism in Eukaryota, Metazoa, Chordata, Amphibia, Anura, Ranidae. Bases 435 to 3563 code for a protein of 1042 amino acids.